Lingula anatina is the source of this 1741-nucleotide messenger RNA. Its product is annotated as lipoyl synthase, mitochondrial. Gene Ontology annotation, cellular component: mitochondrion. Gene Ontology annotation, biological process: lipoate biosynthetic process. The record is from RefSeq and is a predicted model, not a curated record. Gene Ontology annotation, molecular function: 4 iron, 4 sulfur cluster binding; lipoate synthase activity. NCBI's taxonomy places the organism in Eukaryota, Metazoa, Brachiopoda, Lingulata, Lingulida, Lingulidae.
CUCAGGUCAAGGUGAAAUGGCGAGUGUCACAAAAAUUGUCAGCUGCUUUGCUAAGUCUCGUAUUCAAAAAUCGUAUCCUACGGCUUGUAUGGUAUGCCAAUCUAAGACAUAUUCAAAUCUUACAAAGCACCAGAAGGAGAGAAUAGCCAGUGGACCAGGGUUGGAAGAUUUCAUACAGGAAAAUACACCAGAGACAGAAUCUUGGUCAUAUCCUUUAAAAUUACAAGGGAAGAGAAAAGAAAGAUUGCGUCUGCCACCAUGGUUGAGAACUGACAUUCCAAUAGGACAGAACUACACCAAGCUCAGAAAGGACCUCAGAGAUCUUAAACUCCACACUGUGUGUGAAGAAGCCAGAUGUCCUAAUAUAGGAGAAUGUUGGGGAGGAGGAGAACACAGCACAGCAACAGCUACCAUUAUGGUUCUUGGAGACACAUGUACCAGAGGCUGUAUGUUUUGUUCAGUGAAGACCUCCCGUGCCCCGCCCCCACCUGACCCCCAGGAGCCAGUGAAUACUGCCAAAGCUAUCACAGAGUGGGGGCUGGACUAUGUGGUGCUGACUUCUGUGGACAGGGAUGAUUUGUCAGAUGGUGGAUCUAGUCAUUUUGCUCAGACUGUCAUAGAGAUCAAAAAAAGCAACCCUUCUAUGAUGGUGGAAUGUUUGACCCCAGACUUCCGCGGGGACCUGAGGGCAGUAGAAACAGUGGUAGACUCGGGAUUAGACGUCUACGCACACAAUGUAGAGACCGUCAGGGAUCUUCAGUGGUGUGUCAGAGAUCCAAGAGCCAACUAUGAGCAGUCUUUGCAGGUGCUGUCCCAUGCCAAAAAAUAUAACCCAUCCCUGAUUACCAAGACCUCCAUAAUGCUGGGACUGGGGGAGACUGAUGACCAGGUCAUGGAGACACUUGAAGAUCUGAGGCAGAUAGAUGUCGACUGUGUGACACUGGGGCAGUAUAUGCAGCCAACUAAGAGGCAUUUAAAAGUGAAGGAAUAUGUAACACCAGAGAAGUUUGCUCACUGGGAAGAGGUGGGCAAUAAGCUGGGGUUCCUGUAUACUGCCAGUGGUCCUCUGGUCAGGUCGUCAUAUAAAGCAGGGGAAUUUUUCAUACAGAACAUUUUACAGAAGAGGAAAGAACAGGCAAGGAAGGACCCUUGACUGGAUAUUUGUAUACAGAUGAUGUUUGAUGAUAGAGAGGACUUUUGGUUUGAGUACUUGUCUUUUGUAGACAAAUAUAAAUAUCAAAUAUUGCAAACAGGAAUACUAAUUUGAAAAACAGCCCUUAAUCCCUUUAAAAGCACAACAACACAUUAAGUGUGAAUAAAAAACCUCUAUACUGUUAUUUAAAAUAUCAAAUGUUACUCCAAUGAGCAAUUCUACAAACAGACAGCUUUUUUAAGUAGCAAUUUAAGCACUUGCAUCAAAAACCUUAUGUGUCUCCACUGCUCCACCUCCACUUGUUUUUUCUUCUUACAUUAGUUGUCUGGACAACAUGUUAUUUUAAAUAGUUUAUUUGAAAUAAAUAUAUGUUAUUAAGAUUAUUAAACUUGUGUUUCACUUUUGAUAUGAGCAAAGCAAUUUUCUGUGAAAAAUAUUAAACAUUUAACAAGGACUUAAAAUGAUGACAAAUUCCAGUGAAACAAUAAAAAAUAAACAAUCAUCUACAGUCAGUUUUGUUCUUCCUCAAAACUCUAAUUCCACUUGAUCGAAAUUAAGACAAAAAGGCUACAGUGAAUCCAUCACAAA